Molecule: messenger RNA, 1095 nt
Organism: Aspergillus oryzae RIB40
Lineage: Eukaryota; Fungi; Ascomycota; Eurotiomycetes; Eurotiales; Aspergillaceae
Exons: 1
Coding region: 1-1095 (364 amino acids)
Source: RefSeq, a predicted model, not a curated record
AUGACAUCUGACGCCAAGAUCCUCCUCACUGGUGCUACAGGCUUCAUCGGGGGCAGUGUCCUCACUGCGCUGCUCCAGUCGUCUGCGUCGUCGCUCCAAUCCGGCCCUAUAACGUGCCUGAUGCGAGGUGCCGACCGCGCAGCUCUCCUUACCUCCACCUACGGUGAGCGCGUCAAGCCCACCGUCUACGGGGGCCUCGAUGACCUGGAGACUACCACCGCCGUGGCCGCACAGCACGACGUCGUCAUCAACACCACCCUGGGCUAUCACUCUGCAUCCACAAAAGCGCUCCUCCGCGGCCUGGCGCAGCGAAAGGCCCAAACCGGCCGUGACGUCUGGCUGAUUCACACGUCUGGUACAUCCAAUAUCGGCGAUAAGCCAAUUGCCAAGCCAGUUGGAGUAAGGGAGUUCGACGAUCUGGUCGACGCUAUAUACGCCCACGAAAAGGCGCUCGAGGCGGCAGAGCCUUAUGCACAGCGGACCACGGAGCUGGGCGUUAUUGACACAGGCCUCGAGCUGGGCGUCAAGACACUUGUCAUUAUGAGUCCCAUUAUCUAUGGAAACGGUACUGGCUUGUUCAACAGGAACAGCAUCCACACCGGGUACAUGAAAGCGAUGCUGCAGAUUGGACAUGCGGUAGUGGUGGGUGACGGGACUGGCCUAUGGGACCACGUUCAUAUAGAGGAUCUAGCUAACUUGUACCGGCUUGUCGUACUGGAUAUCCUGGAGCGGCAAGGUAAAAGUCUACCCACUGGGAAGAAGGGGAUCAUUUUCAGCGCCAAUGGACGGCAUUCGUGGCUGGAGUAUUCGCAAUUGGUGGCGGAUGCUUGCUACGAACGGGGUCUUAUAUUGGAGAAGAAGGUCACCCAUCUCAGCUUAGAGGAAGCGGUAGCGACCCUAAUACCGCACCUCGAUUUUGCUAAGGAGGUGUUUGCGGAGGAAGAUUUAAAAUCGGCUGCGGAGAUGUUCUCCAGUAACGAGAUAACGGUCGCUACUAUUGCGCGGAAUCUUGGGUGGAAUCCGGUGAAGGGAGACGAAGCCUGGACCCAGGCAUUUCGGGAUGAUGUGAACAGCAUCAUCAAGUCUAAGGGGUAA